AUGUCUCAGAUUCCAAAGCAGUUCGAACGUGGAUUCAAGUUUCCCGUUCAAGAUCAGGAUCUCCCUGAUCUUCAGGCGGAACUCGACCCCGAGCCUAUCAGCGACAUUACAGCUGAUGGGAAGCACUACAAGGCCGCUGGGAAGUUGGAAGGGGAAAAGGCGCUCGUCACCGGAGCGGACAGCGGGAUUGGCAGGGCUGUUGCCAUUUUGUUUGGUAAAAAAAAGGACAUUGCGCGCACCGUUCAGAUGAUCGAGGAGAAAACGAACGAUGUCCGUAAAGUGGUGACGGUCGAGUCAGACCUGACAUCCGAAGACAACUGCAAAGCCCUCGUCGCGAAGCACAUCCAGGCUCAUGAAGGCACCCUCGACACAUUACUUUUGACACCAACAUCAAUGCCUUUUUCUAUAGUCAAGCAUGCUAUACUACAUAUGCCCUCGGGGAGCUCUAUCACGUUCAACGCAUCCAUCAACUUCGCCAAAGGACACCCCAAGCUUGUCGAUUAUACUGCAACCAAGGGUGCUAUUGUUGGUUUCAUGCGCGCCCUCAGCAAUCAAAUCGUCGCUGAGCGCGGCAUUCGGGUAAACGCGGUCGCUCCUGGUCCAAUCUGGACGCCUCUGAUCGUCACGACGAUGACGAAAGACUCGAAAGAACAGCCGAUUGAAAUCGCGAUGUUCUUUGUCUUUCUUUCUAGUGCGGACUCAAGCUACAUGUCUGGGCAAGUAUUGCACCCCAACGGCGGAACGGUCAUUGCUUGA
Molecule: messenger RNA, 756 nt
Organism: Heterobasidion irregulare TC 32-1
Lineage: Eukaryota; Fungi; Basidiomycota; Agaricomycetes; Russulales; Bondarzewiaceae
Exons: 7
Coding region: 1-756 (251 amino acids)
Molecular function (GO): oxidoreductase activity
Source: RefSeq, a predicted model, not a curated record